This is a messenger RNA of Penicillium brevicompactum, 696 nucleotides long. RefSeq lists its product as uncharacterized. The transcript has 2 exons. The coding region runs from base 1 to 696 and encodes 231 amino acids. NCBI's taxonomy places the organism in Eukaryota, Fungi, Ascomycota, Eurotiomycetes, Eurotiales, Aspergillaceae. The record is from RefSeq and is a predicted model, not a curated record.
AUGUCGUACACUUCCUACUCCGAUGCUCGCAUGUCCUUCGCAACCUCAUCUAAACCUCGAAAAACACUCCGAUCUCCGGACCGGGACAUCGCAUUCCGAAACCAAUACAUCGCCCGCAGUAAAACGACUCUCGUUCUCCGCCCAUACGGCAGUGCCCAAUCAGCCGUCGCGUAUAAAAUCACUGAGGAAGACGGCACCCCGCAGUUCACCAUCACCGGUCGCAAAUACAGUGACAGAUCCUGUCGGGAGUUCCGAGAUUCCUCGGGUCUACCGCUCUUUGAACUGCAUCGCAAGUGGUAUCGCUCGAACAGUUGGUCGGUUAGUUUACCGGGAUGCGAUGAUGCGACGAUCGCGACUGGAUCUCCGCGCUGGACGCUGGGGAGGACUUCGCUCGGGGACUUUAAUCUUUCCUUUGAGAAUGCGGCUGCGUUUGAUGGGAAGAGGCAGGAGGAGAAGGAUCUUACGUUAAAUAUUGAGAGGCAUGGGAAUGCGUUAGCGCUUUUCGAUAUCGUUGAUGGAGAUCGGAAGGUGGCUGAAGUCAAGGAGAGCAUUCAUCAUAAUGAAAAGUUGAAUUUGAUGGGUUCUAAGGCGGGAUAUAGACCUGCUUUGGAUGUGAUUGUAAUGCCUGGUGUUGAUAUCUCGCUGGUUGCAACAGUUGCAGUGAUUGUGUCGGACUGGGUGUUUGGGUCAAGUUAA